Molecule: messenger RNA, 2598 nt
Organism: Amaranthus tricolor (Joseph's coat)
Lineage: Eukaryota; Viridiplantae; Streptophyta; Magnoliopsida; Caryophyllales; Amaranthaceae
Product: acetyl-coenzyme A carboxylase carboxyl transferase subunit beta, chloroplastic-like
Exons: 2
Coding region: 505-2088 (527 amino acids)
Biological process (GO): fatty acid biosynthetic process
Cellular component (GO): acetyl-CoA carboxylase complex
Molecular function (GO): acetyl-CoA carboxylase activity
Source: RefSeq, a predicted model, not a curated record
AUUCAAAAUUGAAUACUAAACAACUCAAACUUUCUAUUAUUGUCUUGGAUCCACAAUUAAUCCUACGGAUCCCUAGGAUUGGUAGAAUUGGUAGAUUCUUAUACAUAUUCCGUGGGUUCGGCCUAUGACUGUGGAUAUUAAGUCAAGUAUACGAACUCCUUCUACCUAUCUUGUAUAUUGUCCUUUUCGUUCCGUAUUAGAAUAGAAACUUAUUCGGUCUUAUAUUAGACGGGAUUCGACGAAAAAAAAAUUCUUCAUUUCAUAAAAUAGAAGAUAUAUUCUUUAUUUUUUUUAUAUAAAUUUGACCUGACCUUGGAAAUUCUGCCUUUUUUCUUUUUCUUUAGAAUUUUUUCAAAUUUUAAAGAUAAAGAAAAAAGUUCUAUCAUAUUCAUAUACAACGAAGUUAUAUCACGGAUUUGUACAAGAAAGAAUUACUUCUUUCAAUAGAAUAUACUUAAGAAUACUUACUCAUUUUUCGUUAAUAAUCUGCGUGAUUGGAUCUAGAUGCUUAUUCUGACAAGAAAUGUUCAAAUUGAUUUUCAUCGAAUGACUAUUCAUCUAUUUUAUUUUCAUGCGAAUAGGGCGCAAGAAAGCUCUAUGAAAAAAUGGUGGUUCAAUUCGAUGUUGUCUAAGAAAGGGUUCGAACAUAAGUGUGGAUUAAGUAAAUCAAUGGACAGUCUUGGUCCUAUUGAAAAUACCAGUAGAAAGGAAGAUCCGAGUCUAAAUGAUACAGAAAAAAGCAUUCAUAGUUGGAGAAAUGGUGACAAUUCUAGUUACAGCAGUAAUAUUGAUAAUUUCUUUCGUGUCAGGGACAUUCCGAAUUUCAUCUCUGAUGAUACUUUUUUACUUAUAGAUAGUAGGGGGGACAGUUAUUCCAUAUAUUUUGAUAUUGAAAAUCAAAUUUUUGAGAUUGAUAACGAUCAUUCUUUUCUGAGUGAACUACAAAGUUCUUUUUCGAAGUAUUGGACUUCAAGUUAUCUGAACUCGAAAUCUAAGAGUGACGACACUUAUAACGAUCGUUCCGGAUAUUAUACUAAAGAUAGUUGGAAUAAUCACAUUAAUAAUUGCAUUGACAGUUAUCUUCAUUCUCAAAUCAGUAUUGGGAGUUCCAUCCUAAGUGGUAGUGACAAUUCCAGUGACAGUUACAUUUUCAAUUACAUUUUUAAUGAAAGUGGAAAUAGGAGUGAAAAUUUCAGUAAAAGAACGAGCACAAAUGAUAGUAAUUUACCUAGAAUAGAAAGUUCUAAUAAUCUUGAUGUAACUCAAAAAUAUAAACAUUUGUGGGUUCAAUGUGAAAAUUGUUAUGCAUUAAAUUAUAAGAAAUUGCUUAAGUCAAAAAUGGGUAUUUGUGAACAAUGUGGAUAUCAUUUGAAAAUUAAUAGUUCAGAUAGAAUUGAACUUCUGAUUGAUCCGGGUACUUGGAAUCCUAUGGAUGAAGAUAUGGUCUCUAUGGAUCCUAUUGAAUUUCAUUCAGAGGAGGAAGCUUAUAAAGAUCGUAUUGAUUCUUAUCAAACAAAGACAGGUUUAACUGAAGCUGUUCAAACAGGUAUAGGUCAAAUAAAUGGUAUUUCUAUAGCAAUUGGGGUUAUGGAUUUUGAGUUUAUGGGAGGUAGUAUAGGAUCUGUAGUAGGGGAAAAAAUCACCCGAUUGAUUGAAUAUGCUACCAAUAAAACCCUACCCCUUAUUAUAGUAUGUGCUUCCGGGGGGGCACGCAUGCAAGAAGGAAGCUUGAGCUUAAUGCAAAUGGCGAAAAUAUCGUCUGUUUUAUAUGAUUAUCAAUCAAAUAAAAAGUUAUUCUAUGUGUCAAUCCUUACAUCGCCUACUACUGGUGGGGUGACGGCCAGUUUUGGCAUGUUGGGGGAUAUUAUUAUUGCCGAACCUAAUGCCUACAUUGCAUUUGCGGGUAAAAGAGUAAUUGAACAAACAUUGAAUAAGACAGUACCUGAAGGUUCACAAGCAGCCGAAUUUUUAUUCCAUAAAGGUUUAUUUGAUCCAAUCGUACCACGUAAUCUUUUAAAAGGCGUUCUAAGUGAGUUAUUUCAACUGCAUGCUUUUUUUCCUUUGAAUCAAAAUAAAGUCGCGGAUUAAAGUUUAAAGUCAAUUAUUUUAUUUGUGUCAAAAAGUAUUUUUUUUUUAUUGGAAUCUAUCGGAAUAAAAGGAAAAACCAGAAAUGAAGGAUGGGGUUUUUUCGUUGGCGAUAUCCUAAUUUUUGAAUAAAAAAACAAAGACUUCAAAAAUAGCUUUUUUAGAUCUUUCAAUAUUUUUUGUGAAUCUUUAUUAACAAUACCCCUUGGAUCAAACUAUAACGAAUCCUUUGUAAAUUUAAUUUAUAAGAAAUCGUGUACUUUCUUGUAGUAGAAGCAAAAUAAAGAAAAAAAAGAUGACGAAUACUAAAGUAAAGUUGAUUAUCAUAUAUUAUAUGUAGAAAAUGAAUUUCUUUUGUAGUUCUACAUUCCUUGUACUUCUUAAUAUACUAUAUUAAUUAUAUUAAUUUUAUAGAAUUAGAAUUCUAAUUAAUUUAUUAAUAUAAUAACAAUAACAUAAUAACAACAAAAAAUAUAACAAACAGGUACAAUUACAAUACAAUUAUAGUAAAUC